Molecule: messenger RNA, 939 nt
Organism: Aureobasidium namibiae CBS 147.97
Lineage: Eukaryota; Fungi; Ascomycota; Dothideomycetes; Dothideales; Saccotheciaceae
Exons: 4
Coding region: 1-939 (312 amino acids)
Biological process (GO): nucleosome assembly
Cellular component (GO): chromatin; nucleus
Molecular function (GO): histone binding; chromatin binding
Source: RefSeq, a predicted model, not a curated record
AUGGCCGACGAUCAAGUACCAGUCCACUACGAGGAUCUCGCUCUUCUCGAGACCAAGUUUGACGAGGUCGACCGCCAGAUUUUGGCCAAGCAGUAUAUCCUCAGCGCUCCUCUCUACGCCAAGCGUCAAGACAUCAUCUCCAAGAUUGACAACUUCUGGCCUCUCGUCUUCGAGCAGUCUCCUCCGGACCUCGACCGAUACAUCACCCCCAACGAUGCCAACAUCUUCGCCAAGCUGAAGAGCCUCGAUGUCACCCGCUUCGAGAUCCCUAUGGGUCCCGAAAAUAUUGAUGCCGACUCUGGUGACCCGCGCAGCAUCGCCAUCCGUUUCGAGUUUGACCAAAACGACUACUUCACCAACUCCGUCCUCGAGAAGAAGUUUUGGUACAGAAGAUCAAAGGACGGCUGGACCGGCCUCGUUUCCGAGCCCGUCAAGAUCGAUUGGAAAGCCAAGGACCCUACUGAGGGUCUCCUCGCUGCUUCCAUUGCUGUCUUCGAGGCACGCAAGAAGGCUGGCGAUAUGAAGAAGAAGGGCUUCGCUGCUCACAACAAGCUUCUUGAGCUGAUCGAGACAAACAAUGUUGAUAACACCUCAUUCUUUUCCUGGUUCGGCUUCAUCUCUGCAGACCGCUAUAGAGUUGAGAGCCCUGAGCCGGAUGAGGAAGACAUGCUUGAAAUGGUCGAGAGCGACGAUGUUCACCCAGAAGGCGAAGAGCUCGCCCAGCUUAUCGCAGAAGACGUCUGGCCCAACGCCAUCAAGUACUUCACCCAAGCACAAGAGAUGGAAGACAUGUCCGAGAUGGACUUCGAGGAUCUCUCUGACGACGAUGACGACAACGAGCCAAUCGACCUGAGAGCGCUCGUUGGUAAGGGCAAGCCCAAGACCAAGCCCUCCAGCAAUGGCGGCGGUGAGCCCCCAAAGAAGAAGCAGAAGAAAUAG